GCAACAGGGUGUCCUUGAUCUCUUCAGCACUGGUGUUUGUCAUGGGUGCAUCCGUAUCCAGUCUUGCCCCCAAUAUCCGGGCAGAGUCUGCAAUGUCAGCGACUCAUUUUGGUGGGGCGACCCCACCCCCUGGGUGUCCCAUGCAUCAAGAGAUCCCUAAAAGCUCUCCUCCUCCUGAGUGCCCGAUGCAUCAGGCUCAGACGACUCCGGCCAGCCCAGCACACCAGGAGAGAGCGUACGAGUUUGUCGAAUGUCCCAUGAGAGCUUCGGAAGGAGCCGUCGAUCCCACAAAUAUGAUGCCCCCUCCAAACCAGGUGCCCGCCCCGGACCAGCCAUUCCCUUUGUCCAUCAAAAGAGAGGAGUCUAAAAUCCCUCGAUCAGGCGCAGAACAGAACUGGGUCUAUCCUUCUGAACAGAUGUUCUGGAAUGCCAUGCUGCGGAAGGGGUGGCGCUGGAAGGAUGACAGUCUUGAACCCAAAGACAUGUCCGAUAUAAUCAAGAUCCACAAUCGUAACAACGAUCAAGCCUGGCAGGAAAUCUUGAAGUGGGAAGCCCUUCAUGCCAGCGAGUGUCCAUGCGGUCCAUCUCUGAAGAGAUUCGGGGGCAAAGCCAAAGAGUUUUCACCCAGAGCCAGAAUGCGUCACUGGAUGGGAUAUGAAUUGCCGUUCGACCGACAUGAUUGGAUCGUAGAUCGGUGCGGAAAGGAAGUCCGCUAUGUCAUUGACUACUACGACGGGGACAUCGAUAAAGACACCUACCAGUUCUCCAUCCUGGACGUGCGUCCGGCCAUCGAUUCUAUGGGGGCCGUCUGGGAUCGGAUGAAGGUGGCCUGGUGGCGCUGGACAUCGUAGAAUCCAUCCUAACACAGUUAUCAUUUCUGCACCACUAUAAGACUUUGGUACCAAAAUACUAGAAACUGCAUUCUACGUUCUCUGAGAUUGGUUGUUUCUCAACUUCUUUGAGUUCUGACUUUAACAUGAAUCGUCCCAAGUUAUUGCACAGCGAGAAACUUACAGGU
Rhinichthys klamathensis goyatoka is the source of this 1018-nucleotide messenger RNA. Its product is annotated as holocytochrome c-type synthase. Gene Ontology annotation, cellular component: mitochondrion. Gene Ontology annotation, molecular function: holocytochrome-c synthase activity. NCBI's taxonomy places the organism in Eukaryota, Metazoa, Chordata, Actinopteri, Cypriniformes, Leuciscidae. Gene Ontology annotation, biological process: cytochrome c-heme linkage. Bases 42 to 851 code for a protein of 269 amino acids. The record is from RefSeq and is a predicted model, not a curated record. The transcript has 6 exons.